AUGCCACUUUAUGCAAGGGAAAGAGCCCCCUACCUCUACAGCAAUGUCUCUGGGAGAUCUGCAAUCCGAAAUCGACAACAAAAUUGGACGCCAGGUUCUGGCCUUACCUCCAAGUACCCCGUCCAAAGCAAGCUCCGUCUCAAUGUUGAAGCAACCAUGAAUGAAAUUGUCGGGGAAGAUCCAGAGGCACGACCAGAUUACUUCAAAAACAACUUUGAAGAAGUUGUGUUUGUGUUCACGGUUAUGAUGGCCACCGCUGCCACAACGUUUCUUCAAGGCGUGACUGUCAUCAAUACAGCCGCAAUUGGCAAAAGUCUUGAUAUGACUGCUUCCCAGAUAACAUGGAUAGCGGCAUCCAUAGGGUAUGUUUGUUAUUCAACCUUGGUUGUCAUUUCCUAAUAGUUUACAGACUUGGUAGCGGUUCGUUCAUGCUGCUUUUCGGAAAGACAGCAGAUCUCUUUGGUCGAAAAGCACAACUUCUCUUAGGGAUGACCUUUUUGGGAUUCUUCUCCCUCCUAGCUGCCUUCGCUCCCAAUGCUAUGGCUCUCGAUAUCAUUUGUGGUUUCUUAGGAGUCGGCACGGCAAUCAUCUCACCUCCUGCUAUCGGCACACUUUUCGCAGCCUAUCCUGAAGGAAAACGUAGGAAUAAAGCGACUGGCGCAUUGGGAGCUGGAAACCCGUUGGGCUUUGUGUUAGGAAGUAUGUCAUCGGGACUUGCCACGAGAAUAUGGGACUGGAGAGCCUCAUUCAUCGUCAUUUCAAUCUUCUUUUUCGUUAUGACCGCAAUGGCCAUCUGGACGAUGCCUUCAAUACCUCGAAUUGGUAACAGACGGGAGAUGAUGAAGUCGUUUGACUAUCUCGGCACCGUCUUGACAAUCACAGGUGUGGCUUUGUUUUCUGCCGCAUUGACGUAAGUCCUAUCAAAUUCUGCACUCUAGUUAUCUAACAUAUUCACAGCCAAGGCCCAGAUAUAGGUUGGAGAGCACCUCAAACGAUAAUUACUUUGAUCCUUGGCGUUCUCUUCAUGUGUGCUUUUGCUUGGUGGGAGAACAUUCAUGCCCACCCGCUUCUUGAUCCAUCUGUCUGGAAAAACACCAAUUAUACUCUCUGCGUACUUUGCACAAUGUUCGGUUAUAGUAAGGAUAAUCUUUCCUUAGGUUAUCUCUUAUUUCAUACGCCUGACGUGCGAAGAUUUUCGGUUUCCAUAUUUGUUUUCCCUCGUCAAUCUGAUUGAAAGCUGAAAGAAUAUGAAAAACUGACUUUGAAUGCCCAGUGUCAUUCGUCACCAACCAAUUUUGGAUACCAUUAUACAUGCAAGAGGUUCAACGUUUAUCACCACUCAACAUUGCUUCUCGCAUGCUACCGCAAGUUUUAGCAGGUCUCGCGUGGAGUUAUAUAGGACAAGCACUCGUUUGUCGACUUCCGGGAAGAAUAAUCAUGGCCAUAGGGGGAAUUGCAUAUCUCACAGGAGCAAUACUUUUGAUCUUCAUUCGACCAGAGACUUCUUACUGGAAAUUCUUGUUUCCAGCAAUGGUGAUUACUGUGAUUGGAGCAGACUUUCAGUUCAUCGUGGCCAAUGUUUGUUUCCCCCCUCUUGUUGCUCGAUGCAAAUCUACAUAUGAGAUUCUGUUGAAGAGUGCUGACUAAUAGAAUAGUUGUAUGUGGCAAAACAAAUGCCCAGUCAAUCCUCUCUAGGUGCUGGUGUUAUCCAAACUGCAUACCGUCUUUCUGUCUCGGUGGGACUUGGCAUUACUACAGCCAUCUAUGGCACAACACAAAAGACAACCUUGGGAAGCACCGACGCUACAUUUCCUUUUGAACGUGCCUAUCUUGGUGGAAUAGCAUUUGCUGCCUUCAGUCUCCUUUUUAUUCCCUUCAUGAAAAUCGACAAACAAGGAAGCGGAGAACAAGCACCCCCAACGACAUCUACAACCCUUUUUGACAGUGAAACCCAGGAAUCCUUGCCCCGGUCCGCAGGCGAAUACCGUGAUGACGGAGGAGACCCAAGUCUCACGAGCAAGGCCAGCCAGAGUACCCUUGGGAGCGCAGCUACAUAUGGCAGUGAAGCAACUUAUUUCGACAGAUGGAGUUGGGAGAAUGGUCAGGUAUGGACUCCCACGCCUGGGGAGCAUCAUCAUCAUGACGCGACUUCGGAAGUACUCUAUGAGGUUUGCGUCAAGUGUCUUGAAGAGAGGAGAGUAAUUCUCCCCGUAAGACAGUCGGCUGUGGAUACCCAAUACCAGAAUCAGGCUGAACUUUCGGGGUAUAUGCGGAACAGAGUUUUUGAAGGAGGUCCUGGCUGGGUAUAG
Hymenoscyphus albidus is the source of this 2309-nucleotide messenger RNA. The record is from the annotation of a GenBank genome assembly. Lineage: Eukaryota; Fungi; Ascomycota; Leotiomycetes; Helotiales; Helotiaceae.